UGUUGUUACUAUUAUUUUCUUAUUUGAUUUUGAAUCAUUUGACUUUGGGAUAUUGCACUCAUUUGGGAGUCUAUUUUUUAAAGAAAAAAAAUAAUAUGCAUAUACAUAUCAUAAUAAUCAAAUGAAAGAUAGACAUAGAGGCACCCUACAUGAGAAAUUGACAGUUAAAGCGAACACUACUAUUUAGAAUGUUAUAACCAAUGAAAGAAGGGGCCCACUACCUAGUACUUUUCUUUCAAUAAAUAAGAGUUAUUUUUAUUGCGUGUUCGUAUAUAAAUAUAGCAAAGUUCUGAUGACAACAAGCCCCGCUGUACUAUAUAUAAUCUAUUCUGUUGUGCUAUUUUUGUCUACCUUAUUCUUUAUAAUUAUCUUUUUUAGAAAAUGAGACAACUAUUAUUAUUUAUAUUCCUAUCAAUCGCAAGUCUAGUUGCAGCAUCUGAUUAUUUUGACAUAUUACAGGAUGAAUUUAAACAAACAACAACAGGAAAAGUGCGUCGAUAUUACAUGACCAUUGAAGAAGAAGUUUGGGAUUAUUAUAACGAGACUAAUUCCAAAGUUUCAGAAGGAAAUCAUUUUAUCGGAACAAGAUAUUAUAAAGCAUUGUAUCAUGAAUAUGAAGAUAUUACAUUUACGAAAAAAAAAGAAAAAUUUCAUUGGCAAGGAAAUAUGGGACCGAUAUUAAAAGCCGAAGUAGGAGAUAUUAUUCAAAUUUUCUUUUGGAACAGAGCUUCAAAAAACUUUACUAUUCAUCCACAUGGAAUAUUUUAUGAAUUUGAAAUGGAAGGAGCUGUCUUUAAAGAUGCUUAUCAGGAAAGCUCUGUUGGGCCUAAUCAAAAUUACACUUACACAUGGAGUGUUUUACCAAGAGCAGGUCCUGGCCCAAAAGAUGGUGAUUCGCUUGUUUGGGGAUAUCAUUCACAUGUUACUGAGAAUGACAUAUAUGCUGGAUUAUAUGGAGCUAUUCUAGUUUAUAGACAAGGAAAAUUAUCACCAUUUAACAAUGAUAUUGUUACAGCCUUAUUUGUGGCCGAUGAAAAUCUAUCACCUUAUUUAAGUCAAACAAUGUCAGAAUUAUAUCCUGAUUUUGAUAUAAGCAACUAUGAUCAAGAUAAGGUGUAUAAAGCCCAUCAAUUCCCUUCUAUUAAUGGUUUGAUAUCUUCUUCACCAAAGGACUUGGUCUUUAAUGAAACUGUCGUUCAAUGGCAUUUGUUAGGUUGGGGUUCUUAUAUGGAUGUUGAAUUUAUAAAAUGGGAAAACGCAACCAUCAUCGAUGGCAAUAAUCCAACAGCAAUGAUUAAUAAUUACGUUCGUUUAAUGCCUGCUUCAUUUUAUUCUGUUAUACUUAAACUUGAAGAAAUCCAAGGUGAAUAUCAAUUUGGAUCAUUAGAUAAUCAAAAUGGCAUGACAAUGAAAUAUAAAAUGACAUUAUGAUAUAACUGCAUUUUCUUACAUUAUUUGCAU
Molecule: messenger RNA, 1461 nt
Organism: Cokeromyces recurvatus
Lineage: Eukaryota; Fungi; Mucoromycota; Mucoromycetes; Mucorales; Mucoraceae
Product: Cupredoxin
Exons: 5
Coding region: 382-1431 (349 amino acids)
Molecular function (GO): copper ion binding
Source: RefSeq, a predicted model, not a curated record